CUAUACUUUCUGGUACCGUAGAACCGGCUCUCGGCCGAAACGAGGAGGCGGGCGGCAACGCAACGCAACGCAACGGGACGAUGAUGAGACCCGGGGGCCGGGCCGCGGGCGGGCGGGGAACGACGGCCCCUCCCGAGCGGUCGGCCCGGCACCUCCCGCGGAGGCCACCACCGCGGAGGGCCGGCACGAGCGCCUUGGUCUGUUUCGGGGUGGUUCUUCCCCUGUGCGCGCUGUGCCACGCCCUGGUGGUGGUGUACCGGAGCGCCGGGGUUGCGGCCGGUGGCAGCGGGUGGGCACUCCCCGUUGCCGAACCCUUCGAAACCUACGGCGGUGCCAACGGCGAUGCCCAUCACAGGUACCUGUGCGACGACGAAACCAACGACAGAAACACGAACGGAGCGGACACCGAAACCACRGUCUUUGGAAACAGCUCGGCGGUCCGCCGCCACUGGGAGCUCAUCGACUCCACCGUAGAGCGGAACUUUCCAAAGGCAAGGGUGUCCGGGGGGAUAUUYCUCUACCCCCACCAGUCCUCCAUCCUGACCGGACUCAUCCGGCGCAUCGUCCGCUACAAGAACGGAAGAAAGGAGCCACGGRGGACCACCGUUUGCGAAACGGGGUUCGGAUCGGGGCACUCGAUGGCGCUCUUUCGGGAGGCACUGGCCGACGCGGCCGGGGACCACCCCUCGCGGGGAAGGGUGGUUUCCUUCGACAAGUUCGACCGACCGUACCAGCUCCCGAUCUGGCACCACCUGAACGACACCAACGCGAACGAAGACGCCUCGCGCCACAAACAMACCAACGGCAAGGCCAACGRUGCCGGCCCCCUUUUGUCSCUGGACUUUGUCCAGGGSAACUCGUGCCGGACGGUUCCGAGGCRCCUGUCCGAGAUGGACUGCGACGUCCUGCACGGAUCGUCGCUCUGCCCGACCGACAACAUCGACCUGGUGGAGCACUCGCCCUGCGGGGUGGUCCUGACCUCGACCGCCAUGGAUUCCCUGCGGAGCGGCGUCUACUUUGGCUACGGCGGGCAGUGGAGGACCCUCCGGGAGCGGAACUGCAUCGGAAGCGUGGCCUGCUUUGCGGAGGACGGCCCGCUGGACCUGCGGCGGGACUACGUGUUUGCCCAAAAGGGGGAGKCCAGGGGCGGGGAGUUYUGUGUGGCCGUUACGACGGGGGUUUGCCAGAAGGCCGGGUCGCGGCGGGGGCGAGAACCAAAACCAGAACAACACGGCGACGAAGCCUGCGCGGAAACCGUGAAACGGAUGGAAUCCCUGCUGGGAUUGGACAAGAUCUGUCCGAGGUAUCGGAUCCAGGUCCCGCCGUGACGCGGAUGGCAGAGCAAUGCGCGAAACAAUGUGCCAAUAGAAUAGAAUAGAAUCCAAUCCAAUCCAAUCCAACAGGACCCGUGUGUUGCGCCUGUCUUGCGUUUUCACCGAGCGGAAACAGAUCCGACGAGCAAGGUUUUACGAAGCAAAACUAGUUUAUGGAUUAUGGACAAAUCGAACCUUCGCAGACGUCAUACUACUUUUCGUACCGUAUUAGGGUAUCGUAGUGAAUGUCCUUCGUGACGAUCAAACACCAAAAUAGUAUUGCCUCUGCGGUACAGUACGUACGUAYGGUACCGUGGGAGAAGGAAAGUGGCGCGAAGUGGACACCAGUAGGAGUACUCGGACUGUUGCCCGUAAACGAAGACUAGCUGUACCCAUGUGACCUGUCAAGAAAAAGCAGUUUUUUGUUGUUGUUUUUGCUCAGGAAGCACAAGGAAUGUUGCACACCAUACCUCUCUAUUGCCGGCACCGGRUUGGCUAUCUACAGCACAACGCAGCGGAGUUUCCUGUGCGGCUGCCUCUUGCUUGAGAGAUGAACGAACCACAAAAACCCAUCCAGCAGGAAGGGAUAUCCGGGACAAGRCGGCGGCUCGUGAAGGCAAAACACGCACGAUUCGCCAUUGGGGCGUGCUUGCUCUAUCUUGUUGGAUUCCACAUUUUGUACAACGCCAACAYCCGCAGUUUUCCCGAGGUCCUGCUGUACGAGACGAUUGCCGGAGGGGACUUUUUCAUCACAAAGCAACAACAACRACGACCACUACAACCACCACCGGAUGAUUCUCCCCCGGACAUCUUGYUGGAAUGGGAUGCUUCGAGGAUUCCCGGGUACCUUCCCGGAUCCAACCGCUCGUCGCUCUUUGGAUACGUCAUGCGCGACCUUUCGAGGCGGUUCCUCUCGCCGGUGUCCGACCAGCAGCGGCGGCUCCGGCAACGAGCAAAGCGUUCCCGUGGGUCGGCACCGACCGACCCACCGCUCUCGACGAUCCUCGUGGUGUCUCCCGGUGCCAACCGGCAGCUCUCGGGCUUGCUCGGCGAGGCGGGGGAAUCUAGUGAUCACCCAUCGGGUGCCGCCGGUGCGGACCACAAGCACGCGAUCCACCGACGAUUCGGAUACCGGAUCGGUCCCUCCUUUCUGGUAGAGAGCGUCUUUGGCAACGGUCCCCACGGGGUGAUCGCGGUGGACCCGGACACGGGGGCCACCUUCGACUACCACCCGGGAUCCGGCGCGACCGAGAACCACCGUGGGACGGACCGCAGCGUACUGCUGGCCGUCUUUGACCCGGAUCRGGGACGAGAAGAUUACGCGGUCCCGCCCGCAUGGGAAGAUUCCGUUCGGAACGGAUCGAUCGAGUACGCAACCUUCCGGAUCUCCUCCGCCACCGGCGGCUCGGGCGAUGCCACGACCAUGCGGGGGAUCGAGACGUUCCGCUUGUUUCGCGGGGAAGGGUACAAGCUCCAGGUCCUGUCGUCGUCCCACGCUCCCACCGAUGGGCUCAACCCCUACGGUCCCAAUACGCUCUUGAAGAACCAGGGGGACGUCGAAGAAUUCCUGGUGUUCGGCGUGGCAUUGGCCACGAAAGAAAACCACGCCCGCAGAAGCAAMGAUGGUGGCAAUYGCGUGUUUCACUCGAUCUUGUUUGCCACGCGAGGACUCGACCUGGCGAUCCCGUCCCGGAGGGAGUUUCUGAACACGACCGAUCGCAAAAACGACCACGUGGUGGACAUUGAAAAGGAGGGGAUUCCGUUCACGGAGUGUCCCGAUCGUGAAACGAUGGCCACCCUUCGAUUCCGCAACGAUGCACRGUUUGCCGGUUAUGGAACGAGCGUCGAUGGCACCGGCGGUGGUCACAACGACAGCGAGGACGACGACGACGACGAGUUGCAACUUUCCUGCUUCGGAAGGAAGGUAUCGGUACAAGAGACAAAUACUACCAUCGUGCUCUCAACGGAAGAGGAACGCGGUGCGAGUUUGUUUGUCGAACUCUGGCACAGCCACACAAACCUUUCUCUCUCGGAAGCCGCAUGCCUGAGAUGCACGAAACKCACAACACCGGAUGGGGAUGACUCCACCGAUGCGGGUACUAUUCGAAAUACAGCCGUCGAAGGCAAGUGCUCCACCCGGAUCCUACCCGAUCGAAUAUUUUCAGAAAGCAAGAUUCACACCCCCGURACCGCCGAUGACAAUGAGAAACGCGGACCAAACCUGUUGGCAAUCGAACUCAGAGGUGUCCACCAUAAUAUGCUGAAUCUCUCUCUGUCUGGCUUCGAAACGGAACUGAAAAAUGUUGGACUGGAGCGUGUUUCACCAUUGAUAUCAAACAAUGGGUGGAAUUCUACAGCGUGGUGGAGCUCAGUGUCGGAAGGUAGUAAUGGUUCCGAUAUCGGUGGGCACCAGAGAUACCGUGGAAUCAAUCGAUGCGACCGCCAAACGCUCCUGGAUGGCYUUACAGAUGACGAGCUGGUACACCCGCAUCACGGUAGUCAAAUAAGCGGUAUGUUUUGUUUUGACUACGAUCGUCCCAAUUGUCUAUUUGGCAGGCAUGCUGCGACGCAUCUCUUGGAUCACGUCGAAGAAUUCAUAAGAACGAAAAUAGAUAAAAGAGAAAAAUGGGCGGCAUACAUAACUCUUGUAGACGGGGAAGAAGAAUCCGAGACUCUUGUAGGUACACUGAAGCUUCCAAUCAUUGCUUUUCUAUCAAGUCUCGCGUCUGAAAUGUCAUCGGAGGAAUGGUCCAACACUAUUGUUGCAAUUUAUAGUGACAAUGAACGACAGCCUGUACUUUUCUUGAAAACUGGCCAAUACAAYCAUGGYAUGACAAAAUUGAAGGAGGGGGGAAACAGCACUUUCGUUUGGGACUUGAAUUACUUUAUGCAAUCGAUACUAACCGCCAGAGACAUCGAAGACAUAGAGAAGGCAGUGCAACGCCACCUUAGGCUAGACGCUGCCGUUGCAACCACAGAUGCACCCCUUCGCAAUGUCGUGGAGAAWCGCACACUUGCUAUGGACGAGCUUAUUGCACCGCCCUCUAUUCUAUCAUUUUACGCGGAUAUACCAAAAGAACAGAAGUUUCGGCUUGUCAAAUCGUCCGAUGACACCCCGAUGAAACGAGCUCUGGUUGUUAAAGGGUGCCAAUGUGCAACAAACAURAGCCCCUGGUCUCCAUGUAACGAACAUCCAUGGGAUAGCAAAAACCCCAAGAGGUUUAAAGAGACGUUCAUUCUUGUCGAUUGUCCGGGCCAAUCUAUCCAUCUUGAAAUCGGCAUCGUCCGCAACARAGUUCUGACUCAUCGUUCGAAGAAAAGGAUUGGUAAUUCGGCUCACUUGGACAACAUCAAUAUCAUAUUCUUGGAAUUAGAUUCGGUCAGUUUGGAGUAUGCCGACAGGCAUUUUCCAAAGACUCGGGAACUACUGAAAAAACAUCGAAUCGCACGGAUUGACGAUAGCGUCUUUGAAUGUCCCUCGGGCAUUUGCUCCGCAGAAUUUCCCUACACAUCAUUAGUCGGGGCAAAUUCCAUCCCAAAUCAAGUGGCAGCUCUUAGUGGAUGCGUUAGUGCACCUUUCUUUGAAACAUGCGGCAUGGCACAACCAAAGUUAGGUGAGAUCUGCCAUGACACAARUAUGGCACAUAACGGACUAAAACUUAAACGUUCAGCCCAGAUGAGAUUUUGGUGUCCAGAUCGURACGUGAAUGUCACCAAGACCCCUUGGUUAUUUGGUGUCUCGGACUCAAAGGGCUACAUAAACUUCUUUGGAGAAGAAUUUUGUUACGACCACUCUCCGUACGUCACUCAAGGUAGGUGUAGAAAACAUCUUUUGAAAAAAAAAAUCUGAAUCAAUACCAGCAACUAACAUCAUUAUGCUAAUCUUGUUGCUCCUAUUGACAAGGAAACGUGUUUCCCAAACAUUUUUUUGAUAUUCAAUCGCAUAAAGUCUUYUGCAGUUU
Molecule: messenger RNA, 5275 nt
Organism: Pseudo-nitzschia multistriata
Lineage: Eukaryota; Bacillariophyta; Bacillariophyceae; Bacillariales; Bacillariaceae
Source: the annotation of a GenBank genome assembly